GGAACAUAAAAUUCUUGUUUUGUAUGAGAACCACGCGAAUUUUUGUUAAAGAUUUGUUUGUUUGUGGUAACAAGGACUGAGCGUAGAUGUCGGGCACGGGAGACGAGUGGCAGGUGGCUCGGAGACGAAAAGGAGCGACGAAGAAGUCAAAGUCACCUCAGGUGUCUUCUGCUUUAAAUUUCUGCCAGGAACAUCUGGAUAUCAAUAAAACUGUGAAACGGAUUAAAGAUACGGUGAUUGAGUUAAGGUGUGAGGACUUCUGGCUGGAGUGGAAAAAGGAACUGCUGGCAGCAUCAUCAUCCGCCUCAAAGCCUUGGGAGCAGCUGGAGGAGUGUGUGUGCUAUGGUCUGGGCUCCUUCUCCUCUUGUGUGUCAGCUCGCUUCCAGCUGGCCUUGUUGCUGCUGCUGCUUGAAGCUGGACAGAUUGCGCUGAAGGACUGCUCAGUCUACGAUCCUGCAUUCUCCUCUGCAGAAAGGGAUGUCCUGAGAGAGCUGGGUCUGACUGUACUCACAGAAAAUGAGGAGGGUAAACGUGUGGCAUCUAAGCCCACCCUCUUUUACCUGAUGCAUUGUGGGAAAGCCCUGUAUAACAACCUCCUGUGGAAGAACUGGAGCACACAGUGUCUUUCUAUGGUGAUAAUCAUUGGAAACAGCUUCAGUGGCAUAAGAGAAAGGACGAUCGAUCGGGAGUUACAACGAGACUACGGCUACAUCAGUAAGGCCGUCAACUUCUGUGAGGAGAGGCGGCUGCCUUGUCCAGCUCGUCUGAUCGACGUCUUCAGCGACACAUCGGUCAUCAGCUUCCCUUCCUGCAGUUUGCAAGGACUCCCGCAGUCUACAUGGACAGAUCCUCCCGAACCACAGUAUCAACACUGCUCUGAUUUGGAGAUUAUACUGAAGGAAACACAGACUGCUUGUAGUCAACUAAUAAACUAAAAAGCAUUUGUUUGCAUUAUGGGAAAACAUGCAAACUCAAGGCCACAUCAUGCGGUGAAAUCCAAACUUUUCUUACUGUGAGGAAACUGUUUUAACCUCUAUCCAGAUGUGCUGCUCAUGAUCACUCCUGUAAGUGCCAAAAACAAGAUGACUGUGAAGCAGAGACCACCACAGAUAUAACACACAGGAGUACAAAGUUUAUUAUUUGAGGGGAAAAAAAAAAAAAACAAAAACAGAAAGGUUUAACAGUA
This is a messenger RNA of Salarias fasciatus (jewelled blenny), 1186 nucleotides long. It is a transcript of the gene srrd, whose product is annotated as SRR1 domain containing. The transcript has 6 exons. The coding region runs from base 87 to 935 and encodes 282 amino acids. Gene Ontology annotation, cellular component: nucleus; cytoplasm. NCBI's taxonomy places the organism in Eukaryota, Metazoa, Chordata, Actinopteri, Blenniiformes, Blenniidae. The record is from RefSeq and is a predicted model, not a curated record.